AUGACUGUCGCACACGAUAAUCCGGGCUUAAAAGUUGUAAAUGGGCCCGCGGCACCCUCCGUGGCAACCAUCGCUUUAAAUCGUACGGUGUCCUUCCAUAGAUUCACCAAAUUGGAGGAAGUCUACCGGAAGUGGAUAAUUGCUAUCAAGCGUGACGAAGGCACAUCAUUCAAGGUGUCGAAGGCAACCAAAGUGUGCUCGAGGCACUUCGUAGAAAGUGACUUUGUGCGGAAUGUGGCUAACGGGCACAGGCUGCUUUAUGAGCAUGCUGUGCCGUCAGUGUUCAGCUUUAAGAAGCCGCAAGUUGUCAGGAAGCCUCCAAAACAGAGAACGUCAACUGUACCACAAGCAACGCAACCCGAAGCAGACUUGCUACAACCCGAAGCAGACCUGCAACAAUCAGAAGACACCACCACUGCCCCCGAGCUGCCAGAUGAAGAUCCUGGAGCGAGCCCAGUGCCCAUGGAACCGCCAGUCUGCAUGUGCAGCUUGGAGCCCGAGCUCGAAUUAAGGAGGGUAGCAGAGAGGAAGCUGCACAGUGAAAUCGAAUUGCUGCGAAAUGAACUGAAAGAAACCAAGGCCGAAGUGUACCGACUGAAAGCCGAGCUCCAAAGAGCUCUAGCAAACUGCAAGGUGCUAGAGGAGAAAAAUGUGCCUUUCAGCGUUGAAAAAUUCCAAGAGAGCGACGAGGACAUUCAGUUUUACACCGGACUACCCAAUUAUGGUACCUUCAUUGCUUUCCUCGAGCUCAUUGACGCUGGAGAGAAUGGUAAAAAUAUUAUUAUGCGAUCCGGAGUUAGCUUGCAUGCUUCAGAAAAGGCUGGAUGGCCACGUAAGCUAUCGGCAAAGAAUCAGCUGUUUCUUGUUCUGGUUAAGUUGAAAGGUGGCAUGUUCCAUAAACACCUGGGACAUUUGUUCGACAUUUCAGUGAGUACUGUGUCGAAACUGUUCAGCGCGUGGAUGAGCUUUUUGUAUCUCCAUCUCACGAACCUGGCUCUCUGGCUAACACGAGAGACCAUCGACGGCACCGUGCCACCAGCUUUCAGGGAAAAGUAUCCGACAACUAGAGUCAUCUUAGAUGCCACAGAGAUUAGGUGUGAGGUGACAAGCUCGUUUGUAACUCAGUCGGGGACGUACUCGUACUACAAAUCUACGAACACGUUUAAGGGCCUGGUGGGCAUUUCACCCAACGGCCUUGUGACAUUUGUGUCCGAGCUUUUUAUGGGUUCCGUUUCUGACAAAGAGACUGUCAUCCAGAGUGGCCUUCUUGAGAUGCCCUUUGAUAAGGGCGAUUCUGUCAUGGCCGAUAAGGGCUUUAAGAUUGCCGACCUCCUCCAAAAACUUGGCGUAGCACUCAACAUUCCUCCAUUUUUGAAUCGAGGCAAGUUCUCCACCGAGGAAGUCGUAGAAACACAGGACAUCGCUGCCCUCCGGAUUCACGUUGAACGCCGAAUCCAGAGAAUUAAGCCCUUCCACAUUUUCGACCGCCCUAUUCCCAUCUCGUUGGCACCCCUUGCCAACCAAAUAUGGACUGUAUGCACAGUCCUCACUAACAUGCAGUCCCCACUCAUCAGAGACAGUGAGUAA
Ixodes scapularis (black-legged tick) is the source of this 1587-nucleotide messenger RNA. RefSeq lists its product as uncharacterized. NCBI's taxonomy places the organism in Eukaryota, Metazoa, Arthropoda, Arachnida, Ixodida, Ixodidae. The transcript is spliced from 2 exons. The coding region runs from base 1 to 1587 and encodes 528 amino acids. The record is from RefSeq and is a predicted model, not a curated record.